Molecule: messenger RNA, 2655 nt
Organism: Priceomyces carsonii
Lineage: Eukaryota; Fungi; Ascomycota; Pichiomycetes; Serinales; Debaryomycetaceae
Product: Zn(II)2Cys6 transcription factor
Exons: 1
Coding region: 1-2655 (884 amino acids)
Biological process (GO): DNA-templated transcription; regulation of DNA-templated transcription
Molecular function (GO): DNA-binding transcription factor activity, RNA polymerase II-specific; DNA binding; zinc ion binding
Source: RefSeq, a predicted model, not a curated record
AUGGCUGCUCUUAAUAAAGAAGCUCAAAAGAAACAUAAGGCUAGACUGGAAAGACAACAGAGUAAUGGCCUGAGGCUUUCAGCUUGUGAUCGAUGUAGAAGACGGAAAAUCAAAUGUGAUCAGAGAUUUCCUAAAUGCUCAAAGUGUGAGAGCGCAAACGUGGAAUGUUAUGCAUUGGAUUCCUUAACGGGAAGAAAAAUUGCAAGAUCCUAUAUUUUUCAUUUAGAAUACAAGAUUGGUAUUCUUGAAAACAUUAUGAAGCUGAACAAUUUGAAGAUUGAAGAUCAUAUCAAGUCUCCGCUCGAGUAUAAAGUCCCAAAUGCUGCUUUCAAUAAUGAUAAGGAGACGCUUCUUGCUAUUGUUUCAGAAGACGAUGAUUCUCUGAAUGAAUCGAAAGAUGACUUAAUCUUAUUUAAUAUGAGAAACCCGGAAUCAUCUAGAAAUCGUCUUGUGAAGAUACAAAGGAAGCCCUUUAACUUCUUGAUGACAGUCAGACGAGAUCCGGCAAACAAUAUCAGUUCUAAAAUGUCAGGGUUAUCUGGACUCAAAAAUUUUGACUGGAGAAAGUUUUAUUUCGAAAAUGAAAAGCUGAAUAAGGUAGAAUCAGAGAUGCGUAACUAUUUCGGGGAUCUUUAUAUUGAACUUAUACAUAAAGACCCUUCUGUUGAUGAGAUUUCAAAAGCGAAAAGCCUUAUAUCUCGAAUUGGCUUAAAACGGGGCUUAUCUUAUUCCAGAGAAACCCUUGAGUCAUUAGAUGAUGUUUUAGUCAAAGUUAGACUCAUUUUACCAACUAAAAAUGUUUUGCUUGCUCUUGUUGCCAUUUUUUUCAAAAAUAUUUAUCCAUUUUUUCCACUUCUUGACGAGACCAGUUUUCGAAAUGAUUUGAACCGAAUUGUGAAAUUUGACGAAAAAGGCAACCCUUUGACUCCAGUUCCGGAAGAUUGGCUAGAUUACGCUUUUUUAUCUUUAAUGUUGAUUCUUUUAAGAUUGAGUUAUAUUUCUGUAUUCAAUAAUGCUGAUCUUAAUAACGACGAAAUUUUUGAAGCCUCACGGACGAUAGGAACAAUUAUACAAAAUCCAAUACCUCUUGAAUCCAUAGAAUUAUCAAAGCUUUGUUUAAGGAAAUAUGACUUGGUCUCGAUUUUUAAUUUGAAAAUUUUUCAAGCUGUUGUUUUCAUGAAGAUUUAUAAAUGUCAUGCACCAGAGGACUGUGAAGUGUCAGAUUUACCUCAAAGUCAAAUAUAUCAUGAAAUACUUAUCUCAAUGGCAGAAUCAUUAGAACUUAAUAGAGACCCAGAUAUACUUGAAAUCGACGAUGAGAAAGAGAAACAUUUGAGAAGAAAAUUGUGGUAUUUUUUAGUUUGGAGUGAUAUGGAAGACUCCAUCGUGUAUGGUACUCCAGUAGCAACGUUUAGUGAAAAAUUCAACACAAAAAGUCCUAUUUUUGAAACUGAACUCACUGUAUCCAAUAUUUGGAAUGUUUCUUUAGAAACAUCUAUAAUGGCCAAUUUCAGGAAUCUUUCUCCAAUAACGAGCUUACUUCACAGUGUGGUAGAGAAGGUAUUUAAGGUGAGUCCCUCAUUAGGAAUAUCGGAUUUAGUGUCCUUAGUUUCGAAACUUGAAGCCCUAGUUGAAAAAAAUUUUGAAAGUUUGGAAGAUUAUUUUACAAAAGAAGACUCACAAUUUUCCUUUCAAAAGAUAAUUCGGUUUAAGUUACACUUAUAUUGCAAAACCUUCCUACUGUAUAUUAAUUACUGCAUUGCUCUUUCCUACGAGUUUUCCCGUUCUACUAAUUUGCAUCACUUUUUUCUAAAAAAACUGUUGGACAUACUAUAUCUGGAUUUGUCAAUAAUAAAUGCUGAGAUUUUUACGCGCGCUAAAAGCGCUUUUGGUUCUCAGUUCACUUUGAUAAUCACGCCUGUGAUUCAAAUCGCUUCUAGAUAUCUGUGUCUUAUAAAUUCUAUAAUGUCCAUUAGAAUAUCGAGCUCCAUACACUUAUUAAAAAAUGAGAAUUUCAAAAAGAAAGCGCAGUUUCAGUAUUCGGUCAAUAGAAACUUAGACUUGCUAGACGAGGCAUUAAACAGCAUCAAAAUUCAUUCUGCUCAUGAAGUCAUUUUUAACUCUUUGAUGAGUAAGAGGUACUAUUCCAGUUGGAAAUGUAAGAAGAACUUCAGGUUAAUUUUUGAAAAUGGACUCAAUCCAGAAUUGUACAACGACGAAUCAUGUAAUAAAAAAGUUGUUCUAAAGCUUUUUUGGAAUGAUCUUGAGGACAUGUUGAGUAUUUGGAAUAGUUCGAUUCCGUUGAAGAAGAAACUAAUAGAUAAAUAUAUGAGCAAAUUUUAUCAUCAGUGUAAAGGGAUUUUGCCAGACCAAUUGAAUGAAAAGAGAACCGAGGAGAAUUCAAUUGAUACAAGCUACCUAAAUGAUCUUCACAGCGAUAGUUUUUGGUUUCAGUUGGAGAGAAUCAAGGAAAUCGAUAUUAAAAGACAAUAUUUAAGCCCUUGCGGUUCCAAGGACAAAGCUGGUUCAGCCUCACUGCAAGAGAGUUCAUAUGUUUCCGUGUCUAAUUUUGACUCUAACCUUGGGGAUUUAUCAUACUUUGAAAUGUUAUGGGAACAUUCCUCAGAGGCUUACUUUACAGCAUUUCAAGGUUAA